AUGGCUGGCCUCCCACCAAUGAGCAGCCAAGACUCCAGCAUGCCAGAGAACCAAGAGAACCCAAAGAGAGCCAUGCCCACCGAGAGGAAGUCCCUGUGGAGGACGGCGGAGGAGAGGCGGAUGUCUGACCUCACACGGGUGUUGGAGUGGCUGGAGCGGAGGCGAGGCAAGAAGAAGCAGGACGCCCAGAAGCUGAAAACCAAGAUAGAGUUGCCCCCUAAAGCAAACGAGAAGGAAAGGAAGAAAGGCAAAGUCACGGUGAAACAGGAGGACAUCAAGCAAAGCCCUAGUAAGACUGAGGAAACCCUCUACCGGAGGAUCUACGGACCAGAGUCAAUGGGACGCCGCGUCAGCAUAGUAUCCAGCAGCUACGCCAAGGAAGGCCCCAGGAAAUCUGAAUUAGACAUCAAGGAUGCCAUCGCCCUAGAGUCCACUCAGCGGGCAAGCACGUACCGCCGACAGAGCAGCAUCAUAGAUCCCACGCUGCAGGAGGCCAUCUUCAGCGGCCGCAGGGCCACCCUCACGUUGAGAGACUGGGCAGGCAAGACCCAAGACAUCGCUUACGAGCGCAAGCUGAAGACCCUCAUGGACAAGAGCACCGAGCCCAAGAUUGAAACCAUGAAAAUGCUCAAGCCGGAGGAGGUGCUCAACUGCCGAUACCUGCGACUGUCCAAGAACAACAUCCGGACCCUGCUCAAGCUGUGCAAGGAUGCAGGGCUGAACAUGGACAUCCAUCCCCACAUGGUUGAAGCAGAGAUAGAUUCUAAGAAAGUUUUCACCCGAGGCUCCAACGCAACUCCCUAA
This is a messenger RNA of Sciurus carolinensis (gray squirrel), 804 nucleotides long. It is a transcript of the gene C16H16orf78, whose product is annotated as chromosome 16 C16orf78 homolog. Bases 1 to 804 code for a protein of 267 amino acids. The transcript is spliced from 5 exons. The record is from RefSeq and is a predicted model, not a curated record. NCBI's taxonomy places the organism in Eukaryota, Metazoa, Chordata, Mammalia, Rodentia, Sciuridae.